Manis javanica (Malayan pangolin) is the source of this 1491-nucleotide messenger RNA. The record is from RefSeq and is a predicted model, not a curated record. NCBI's taxonomy places the organism in Eukaryota, Metazoa, Chordata, Mammalia, Pholidota, Manidae.
AUGCCCAUGGCCCGUUCGCCCCUGCAGACACCUGGCCUUCUGGGCUCUCUUGGCUCUUCACAGCCAGGGCCCCUCCCUGGCCCCUCCCCAGACUCCAGAUACACAGCCCCUUUCUCGGGGCUGACCCCUGCCUCUCCCGCAGUACCAGCCAGUGAUACCACCAACUCACCUCCAGCCUCUCAGGCUGAGACAUCUGCCAAACCCCAGGCCCCGCCUGCCCCAGCCCCCACCCUGAAGCCCAGUGUUCUCUUUGGAACGCUGAGCAGCCCACCUGCUAACCCUUCUGCCUCGGCAGCUCCUGCUGUGUCUUCAGCACAUCCCAUCUUCAAGCCCAUCUUUGUGGCUCCAUCUAAAAGUGGGAAGGAGGGUCCUGUGCCAUCCAGCCAUUCCCAAGUCACAACGGAGGCAUCUUCCAGCUCUGCCCACACCCCGACUACCAGCAGACUGCCCCUCACUUUCAGUCCUGUUUUUAGCAGCACAGGGCUACCUACAUCUGUGCCCUUGUCAACUCCUUCCUCCUUCAGUCAGACAACAACUUCAGGCACCAGCAUGAAUACCCCUCUGUUCCCUGGUCCGGCCAGGGUCAGUGUCCCCUCAGCAGUGGCUUGGGGGACCACCACCGGCACAGCCACAGACUCCGCCCGGAAGCCUGUCUUUGGCUCUGGUGUGAGCAGUGUGACCAGCACUGUGAGCAGCAUGACCAGCCCCACUGCUUCCACUGCCCAGCCUGUCCUCUUUGGGUUCCCCCUUGCCUCUGCUGCCAUCUGCCCAGCCAUGAGCUCCAUACUCCAGUUUGGCAGGCUGGCCACGCCUGCUCCAACAACAGUCGUCACCUUCAGCCAGUCCCUGCCCAGCGCCAUCCAGACAGCUGCUGGCAGCAGCACCGCCAGUUUCGAUGGCUUCAGUGGCACCCUCACGACCUCCGCCCCCAUCACCCGGAGCCAGCCUGCACUGACAUUUAGCAGCACUACCACCCCAGCCUUCAACAUUCCCUUUAGUUCUGGCACCAGGCCCCCCAUCCCAUCCUAUAUUGGAGUCACCCCACAGCACUCGUUCGGAGCCACUGACAGACAGCAGAUGUGGACUGAGCCAGCACUGGCCCCCAGCUUCGGCAGCUCCUUUCCUUUUAGAAGCUCAGCAGCCCUGGCCCCACCCCAGCCAGCCUUUGGCAGCACUGUGGUCAGGUUUUCGUGGGUUGAAACCCCCACCACCUCAGACUUUAAAGCUAUGACCCAGACCACCAACAGCGGUGGCAGCACAAACUCAUCACACUUCACAUCCAGGGUGUCAGCAGGCCCCGCUAGCAGUGGGGACUUUGGGAUGAGUGUGUCAGCCCCCCACAGUAGCUCCACCACUGGGGCAUUCGACUUUGUGCCAGGACAGAGUGGGAGAACUGGUGGCACGGCCCCAGUUCCAGAGUUGGGAGCAGGGAUAGCCACUCGGGGUCAGGACCUUGCAGGCACAGGAAUAAAGGCCCGAAGGCAGAGAUGA